Heterobasidion irregulare TC 32-1 is the source of this 1233-nucleotide messenger RNA. RefSeq lists its product as uncharacterized. The record is from RefSeq and is a predicted model, not a curated record. The annotation marks the transcript as partial. Lineage: Eukaryota; Fungi; Basidiomycota; Agaricomycetes; Russulales; Bondarzewiaceae. The transcript has 2 exons.
GUUCACGAUGCGUAUCGUCGUCUGACGCACGAGCAACUCUACCUCUUCUGUGCCGUUCGCUUGUUGUCUACUGCUGGCACUGAUGCUGAGCUAUCCUCGAGACUAGCGCAUCACGACAUCCAUCUAUACGCCUUUCCUUCUUCGCCUUCCUCGGCGAAUGAACCUACAAAACCAGGCGAUGGAUCAACUACAACCGCGGACACAGGGCUCCCGCCGACGAUUCAUUUGGCUCGCAAUCGCAAUCCUCGACUGCCACCCCUUCCCGUAGAGUUGAUGGCAGAAAUCAUGGACCAUAUCGGAGAUUGGGAGCUCACCAAAGCUGUCGGACUGCCCACGUCGCUUCCCCAGCCUCUAUCAUGGACGCGUGCGUCUCCCACGGACCAUGCGCUGCUCACAGGUUACCUUCCCCUCAUCGUCUCGUGUGAACCGUCUGUGCACCCUCCGACAACAGUCGGCGCCAGCCUGUCUGUCCGAUUUGCAUACACUCACAUUCUCUCACACCUCUUCACGCACCACCGUCCGCUCUUCCGCAAACUCUAUAAACACCACCUCAUUCUCAUCACCGCCGCGCACUACGGCCGCGUUUCCGUCCUUGACUGGUGGUCCUCGAUGCACAAAGAGCACCCAUCCGAAUUCCCCACGCCCCCAACAAGAGCGAUCGCAGAGGCGAUCGACGGUGCGUCGCGAAGCGGACAGGUCGCAAGUUUGAACUGGUGGCUCGCAUCGGACGACUUGCCCUUCGAAUAUACAGAGGUCGCACUCGAGCAUGCGUCCGCAAAAAACCAGGUCGCUGUGCUUGAGUGGUGGCGCAUGCAGCGCGCGCGGCUACCACUCAAGGUCGGGCGGGUCAUGGACACUGCGAGCGCAGCGGGGCACGUCGGCGCGUUGACAUGGUGGGCAGGGUCAGGACUAGACUACACGUACGACAAGCAGGCACUGUACCACGCAAGCUGCCACGGGCGCGUCGAGGUACUGCAGUGGUGGCUGACAAGCGGGCUGCAGCUCUUCUUCGAUCAGGACACGUUGGUGGGCGCGACGCGGCACAACCGCCCAGAGGUGCUGGAGUGGUGGGACCAGAGCGGGCUGCCGAUCCAGUACCGGAUGUGCGACAUCGAGGAGGCGUUGGAGGAUGCGAUCGGAGGGGGUGAGCGGGCAAGGGAGUGGUGGAAGAGGAAGGGUGUCGAUUUUAACGCGAAUGAUAAGGAGUGGAUGAAAUUGCAGAAUCUGAACUAA